Pterocles gutturalis (yellow-throated sandgrouse) is the source of this 1260-nucleotide messenger RNA. RefSeq names its product G protein-coupled receptor 63 (gene GPR63). Gene Ontology annotation, biological process: G protein-coupled receptor signaling pathway. NCBI's taxonomy places the organism in Eukaryota, Metazoa, Chordata, Aves, Pterocliformes, Pteroclidae. The transcript has a single exon. Gene Ontology annotation, cellular component: membrane. The record is from RefSeq and is a predicted model, not a curated record. Gene Ontology annotation, molecular function: G protein-coupled receptor activity. Bases 1 to 1260 code for a protein of 419 amino acids.
AUGGUGUUCUCAGCAAUGUUGACGCUGGCCCACUCUGGGACCUCAAAUGCUACUUUUAUUGUUUAUGAAAAUGCCUAUACGAAUUUUACCACUCCCCAGUUCUUGCUUCGUAGUGGCACAACGCAGCCAUUGAGAUAUAGUUCAGGUGCCGUGCUAACCACUGAGAGAAGUACUUUUCUGGUAAACACCACAGCUGUCCUGCCAUCGCAAGAAGUUUUCAGGAGCUUGAGUUUGCCACUCCAGAUCAUUCUUUCUGCUGCUAUGAUAUUUAUCCUAUUGGUUUCUUUCCUUGGAAACUUUGUUGUCUGCCUCAUGGUCUACCAGAAGGCAGCUAUGCGAUCUGCAAUUAACAUCCUCUUAGCAAGCCUGGCUUUUGCAGACAUGCUGCUGGCAGUGCUGAACAUGCCUUUUGCUCUGAUAACAAUCAUUACCACUCAGUGGAUUUUUGGGGAUAUAUUCUGCAGAGUCUCUGCCAUGUUCUUCUGGCUUUUUGUCAUAGAAGGGGUAGCUAUUCUUCUUAUUAUUAGUAUUGACCGAUUUCUCAUCAUAGUUCAGAGGCAAGAUAAACUGAACCCUUGCCGCGCAAAGAUUCUCAUUGUGAUUUCCUGGGCGGCAUCCUUUGUUGUUGCUUUUCCAUUAUCAGUAGGGAAUCCUAAUCUGCAGAUACCCUCGAGAGCGCCUCAGUGUGUUUUUGGCUACUCCACAAGCCCAGGUUACCGAGCCUAUGUGAUAGUUGUCUUGCUAAUUUCUUUUUUUAUUCCAUUCCUGGUAAUGCUGUAUUCUUUUAUGGGCAUACUCAACACCGUCCGCCACAAUGCAGUUCGUAUCCAUAGUCACCCUGAUAGCAUAUGCCUCAGCCAGGCCAGCAAACUUGGUCUCAUGAGCUUACAGAGACCUUUUCAGAUGAAUAUUGAUAUGAGCUUUAAAACUCGUGCCUUCACAACCAUCUUGAUUUUGUUUCUUGUCUUCAUAAUCUGUUGGGCACCCUUCACCACUUACAGCCUUAUUGCCACAUUCAACAGCCACUUCUACUACAAGCACAACUUUUUUGAGAUAAGCACUUGGCUCCUUUGGCUCUGCUACCUCAAGUCUGCACUGAACCCACUGAUUUACUACUGGAGGAUUAAGAAGUUUCAUGAUGCAUGCUUGGACUUGAUGCCCAAAUACUUCAAGUUUUUGCCACAGCUACCCGGCCAUACAAGGCGGCGCAUUCGACCCAGUGCCAUCUACGUGUGUGGGGAGCAUCGCUCAGUAGUGUGA